Parastagonospora nodorum SN15 is the source of this 393-nucleotide messenger RNA. RefSeq lists its product as hypothetical. The record is from RefSeq and is a predicted model, not a curated record. NCBI's taxonomy places the organism in Eukaryota, Fungi, Ascomycota, Dothideomycetes, Pleosporales, Phaeosphaeriaceae. The transcript has 2 exons. Bases 1 to 393 code for a protein of 130 amino acids.
AUGACGACAACCACCCGCACCCUCAUCGUCUUCGGCGCCGGCCCGGGCAUCGGUAACCACGUCGCCGCAGAAUUCGCCUCCAAAGACAUAAACCACAUAAUCCUGCUCUCCCGCAACACUCAACGCCUGCAAAACGAAGACGCCCCAUUCGUAUCCGCAGCCUCCAAGGACGUCAAGGUCGACAUCUUGCAAAUCGACCUCUCCGACCUCGCCUCAAUCCCUGCGGUUUUAAAAGAGUUGGACAAUUUGACAACCAACGAAUCCGUCGAAAUCAUCUUCUUCAACGCCGCGCGCAUCCACCCGUCUCCCAUCCUCUCCACGCCUGUGCAGGAGAUAGAUGAGGAUUUACGUGUGCGUUCACUCCUUGCCUUUGUUGGCCUCUCCGGCUACUAA